CAUAGUACAUUUUUCGAAUAAUGCGUAAUUGGCAAACCUGAUCGGUAAAUAAGGCAUUUUGAUCCCUUAUAAUUUAAUAUUUAUGUAAAAAAAAAAUAUGGUUCAAAAAAAAAGGGUACUUAUGGUUUGUUUAGGAAAUAUUUGUCGUUCACCAAUUGCCGAAGCAGUUUUCAACAACGAAAUAAAUUUAUUAGGUUUGAAUGAUUCUUGGGAAGUAGAAAGUGCAGCAAUCAUAGGAUAUCAUACAGGUAAAAGUCCGGAUCGUAGAGCUAUGUCUACGCUAAAAGAAAAGGGUAUCACUAACUAUUCUCAUAAAGCACGAACAGUCAAGAUAGAUGAUUUUACCACAUUUGAUUGGAUAUUUGGAAUGGAUAAUAGCAAUAUUGAAGAAUUAAAUAAUAUGAAACCUGCGAAUUGUACUGCUAAGAUUGAACUUCUUGGAAAGUAUAAUCCAGAGGGAGAAAUCAUAAUCGAAGAUCCUUACUAUAUGAACAACAAUGAUGGAUUUUAUGAGGCAUAUGAGCAGAGUGAACGGUGUAUAAAAGCUUUCUUGCAACAAUUUACAAGAUGAUAGUUUAAAAAAACUGAAUGAGACUUAAAAACUAUUAAUAUGUAUAAUUAAAAUUAUUAAAAUAUCAUGUAUAUAUUCUUAGAGACAAAUUCUUAUAAAAUAUAAUGUGAAAAUGUAAAUUCUUUGAGAUAAUAAAAAUUCAUUACAGAAUUAAAGUAUUGAUUCAUUACUACUUAUCAUUUACAAGUAUUCUUUAAAAGAAAUUCUCAAUCAUCUUUCAUAUAUAAAAUAACUCUCUAGUUUCAUAUCAUAUUAAUGCAUGUAACUUACACAUAUUUUGAUUUCUAUUAACUUAAUACUCGUGUAACUACAUAUUUACUUGUAGAAACAACAGUUAUUUAAGAUAAAACAUAUAUGUGUAUUUAUUUCAUUUUACAAGGUUUCUUACAUAACCUUAAGGACACUAUUGUAUGAAUAUCUUUUUAAAGGUGAAAAUUAAUUUAAGAUUAGUAAACAGCAACAUGUCACCAAAAAAGAAAGUGUUAAUGGUGUGUUUAGGUAUAUCAAGAAUGUUAUUUGUCUAUGCAGAGUAAUAUUGUAAGCAUAUCAUCUUUUGUUCUAUCAGUAUUAAAAAUUUUUAGGAAACAGCUGUCGUUCUCCAAUAGCAGAAGCAGUAUUUUACAAUGAAAUAAAAAAGUUAAAUCUUUCUGAUGUUUGGGAAGUAAAUAGUGCUGCACUUUUACAGUAUCACGUAGGUAACAGUCCAGAGCCUAGAACUAUGUCUACGCUCAAAAAGAGGGGUAUUACACAUUAUACUCACAUAGCGAGACAG
Bombus pascuorum is the source of this 1343-nucleotide messenger RNA. Its product is annotated as low molecular weight phosphotyrosine protein phosphatase-like. Gene Ontology annotation, cellular component: cytoplasm. Bases 98 to 571 code for a protein of 157 amino acids. The record is from RefSeq and is a predicted model, not a curated record. Gene Ontology annotation, molecular function: non-membrane spanning protein tyrosine phosphatase activity; acid phosphatase activity. Lineage: Eukaryota; Metazoa; Arthropoda; Insecta; Hymenoptera; Apidae. Gene Ontology annotation, biological process: protein dephosphorylation. The transcript has 5 exons.